CUGUUUGAUCCUUAAGUGCCCAGCCCAAUCUCAUAAGACCGGAUCCCAUUGGCGCACAAGACCACACACACUUGCCAGGAGCCCAGCAGACACUCGCGCAGCUCCAGUGAGCAGCUCCAAGACGCAGUAAAGCCCCAGCUGAAGGACACAGCUCAGACCAGGUCUCAGCAUGGACGUGUUUAAGAAGGGAUUCUCCAUCGCCAAGGAGGGCGUGGUGGCAGCCGCCGAGAAGACCAAGGCCGGGGUGGAGGAGGCCGCGGCGAAAACCAAGGAAGGUGUCAUGUAUGUCGGAACAAAGACGAAGGAAGGGGUGGUUUCAAGCGUGAACACAGUCGCACAGAAGACGACUGAGCAGGCGCAACUUGUGGGGGAAUCAGCAGUGGCCGGAGCGAACCAGGUAUCAGAGAAGACUGUGGAGGGACUGGAGUCUGUGGUAGCCUCUACUGGACUGGUCAACCCGGAUGAACAGCUCUACACGGAGACAGCAGCUUCGAAGAUCGAGGAGCCCGCAGAACAGGCUACGGACGCAGGCCAGUAGGCUUGCCAUCUACAGGACCAUUGUCCCCAUAACGUGGUCUUCUGGUUGCAGCAGAGGAGAGCUGUUGUGAGCUGCUGUCUGUCUCCCACCUGUACCUGUGUCCUGACCCCUCCACCUGUACCUGUGUCCUGACCCCUCCACCUGUACCUGUGUCCUGACCCCUCCACCUGUACCUGUGUCCUGACCCCUCCACCUGUAUCUGUGUCCUGACCCCUCCACCUGUAUUUGUGUCCUGACCCCUCCACCUGUAUCUGUGUCCUGACCCCUCCACCUGUAUCUGUGUCCUGACCCCUCCACCUGUAUCUGUGUCCUGACCCCUCCACCUGUACCUGUGUCCUGACCCCUCCACCUGUAUUUGUGUCCUGACCCCUCUACCUGCGGAGACAAUAGUGCAUUCUGAAGCUUUAUAAUGAGAUGUGAUUCAAAAAUGUUCCACAAACAGUUCUAUUCAAAUUAUUGGAGUUGGAGUUUGGAGUAGUGCUCUGUAAUAAUCAAAGUUUAGGAGAAACGCCACACUUGAGAGUCCCCUGGUAAAGACACACACAAACAUGCACGCACGCACACACACGCACACACACACACACACACACACACACACACACACACACACUUAGAUUGAGAAGCUAAGACAUUAACCUCCUUGAAUAUUUUCCUUUCCUUCAGUUAUUUACCUUUAUUCAGCAGUCUGUAAGAACCUUUUAAAGUGUGUGUACAUACACCUGCUUGAGCUUAAAGGUUCUCAGAGUGUGUGUCCUACUACCUCAUGUACGAGUUAGUAACACCUCAGAGAACAGCGAAGCCUGUCUCAGCCACCUUUUACUCUGAAUGCAACUAAUAUCGUCUUAAGUGCUCUUCUAACCAAGAGUCAUAGCAGACUAGAGCAAGACUAAAACAAUGUGAUGGGGAAAGUCUGGAAACACUGAUUAUCAUUGGCUCUUUCGGCUACCUUAGACUGCUCAGUGCUAUUGGCGUGACCACAGUCAGUAUCGUUUUAAAACGGCGUUUUGAGUGAGGUUCUGACACUAAAGCUACAUAACUGAUGGUUGACUAAGCCACCAGCUUGAGUAACAGUUGUGUCCCUAACCUACUGAUCCAUUUUCUUCUGGAGCUUUUGGAGAAAGGAUGUGUUUUCCUGUGAAAGCCUUGCGUGUUGCCUUAGACACAGUACACCAACUGAUCAUAACAAAGGUUGUGACUCAUCAUCUGACACUGGCCUCCAGGCCUUUCUCUUUUUUUUUUCUCUAUGAACUGUGCAGUCAAAAUAAAUGUUUUGUUAGAAACAAAA
Molecule: messenger RNA, 1823 nt
Organism: Electrophorus electricus (electric eel)
Lineage: Eukaryota; Metazoa; Chordata; Actinopteri; Gymnotiformes; Gymnotidae
Gene: sncga
Product: synuclein, gamma a
Biological process (GO): chemical synaptic transmission; synaptic vesicle endocytosis; synapse organization
Cellular component (GO): neuronal cell body; cytoplasm; axon terminus
Molecular function (GO): cuprous ion binding
Source: RefSeq, a predicted model, not a curated record